AUGGCCAGCAAGGAGGACACGUCGCUUACUAACAUCCUUAGCUAUGAUUCAGAUCAGAGCUCCGCCAACGGCGCAAAUGCAGAAUCUACCGAGGCAGGAAACGAAUGCGAGCAAGUAGCGGCUUCAGAAGCAACCGCUCAACCGACGAACGCUACUACCAAAGAUGUUGCUCCAGAGACUGUGCCUGAGGAACAUGCAGAGAAAGCCCAGGGUCCACCAUUGGUCGUGGAGGACGGUGGCCGGGUUAGCAUGAAGAGGGCGAGGAUGGAGGAUGAGGACGAGGCAAGGGAUGACGACAACAUGCCCGCCAGGAAGAUUCUGAAGACUGAAGUUGAGCAGGAGGAAGGAGGGGGGAUCCAUGAGACCUCCCGUGAGAAUAGUGAUAAACCACAACCUGCUGAGCAGGAAGUAUCAUGCGAGAAAAGUGCCGUUCAUGACAAUGACGGGCCACCAGUGGUGGUAUCGGUGGGAGCAGAGAACGGUAGCGAUGCUCAUAGAGAUAAUGAGGAUAAGGCGGCGGUAGAGGAGACGGCGGGAGCAGGUCAUGCCAGCGCUACUCAUGACGUGAGCACUACGCAUAUGGUUGAGGAUUCAGAGGGAACAGGCGACGGGAGCGCUCGUGAUGGAGACAGAGAGGGGAAGGAAGCGGUAGCGAAGGAGAAGGAAGGGGAUGACGAUAAGAUGAAGGAAGGAGAUGAUGACAAGACUUCCUUGGCCAGCCAAGGCGAGUUAGGAGCACCAGAAUCUUCGAGCGAAGGAGUCCGGGAAGGGGAAACGUUGCAAGACACCUCGGAAAUGUCAGGAAAGGAUGGUAUUCCGGAAAUGCCCGCUGGUGGGGUGAAUGUCUCGACAAGGGAGGAGAUCAAAAGUUUGGCUCCAUCCGGAACUGGAGCUGAUUCGAAUUCUGGCAUGCAACAUGCGCCCCCUGUCGACCCUAAGGAACCCAACAUGCCUCCGAUUGCGGGGAAUGGAGGUGAUAUGAGAGCCGGAGAAGAAACAUGCGUUGGAUCCGACAUUCCUUCAAACGUACGGACAAAUACCAAUCCAAUUGCCGUGCCUGCGACGAAUGAAAUCUCGCUUAUGCCUGCAAUUGAGGCCCCCCAAAUCCCAAAGGCAGCUCCAGAGGCUAGCUCUACAGUAAACAAAGCAUCACUGCCCAGUGGUGGGCAAGACUCAGAAAAACCCAUCAGUCAGCAAUUGCCGUCUCAAACGACUCCAAGCAUCCGACCAGAGCCUCGUCCUGACCAGAAUCAGGCAAGGCAAUCAAACGACCGUGAAACCGAAUACGCGAAUUUUGUGGCAAACCACGGACUGAACACUACUCCUUCAGCCAAAGUGACGCCAUACCCAAUGACGCCUUCGAGUGUUGAUAGAAUGGGCACGCAAAUGGAUCCGCAGUCAGCCAAAGGGUUGGGUGGCGAUGGCCAGAUGAUCUCCAGGGUAGAUUUAACACCCAAGACUCCUGCCCCGAUACGUGGAAGACCUCCAGGUUCCAAGAACAAAAAGUCGGAUACGGAGAAGACGAAACGAUUCUCGCUGGAUUCCCUAUCACUUGGAGAGUCAGGGAAGAAGAAAAACGUGCCAAGGUUUGACCCUCCUGAAGAUCCAGCAAAGUUUCUUUCCUUUGUGAUUUUUUAUCUUCGAGUCGAACAACGCAGCCAAGAAGCCGAUGAUCUGUUGGAUCCGAGCAAGAUGCCAACAGUGUGCGGGCAAGCUGUCAAUCUCUGCGAGCUGUAUCAUAUAGUUCAAAACAAGGGCGGAAAGAACAGGAUGCAUAGAAGGUUGUGGAAGACAGUUUUGAAUGAAAUGAAACUGUCGGCCGAUGUACAGGCAGAUGCAAAGGAGCUGGAAAAUAUUUAUAACACUUACUUGCAAUUCUGUGAAGACAAGACUUGGAACCCUGAAGACUUGAAGAAGAAUGCUGAGGAUCUUGCUAGGGACCCCUCGAGCGUUACUUUGAAACAGCUCUUGGAUGCUGGCUUUCUCAGCCUUGAUGCUGAACUUUACUGGCAGAAGAAACACCCAGAGAAAGGGCUACUUGGCCCUGUUUUUGGAAAGAUCACAUUAGAUGGCCAGAUUGAGUUCGAGGGGCAGAAACACAAGACGCCUGCUGCCUUUGCCAGUGCUGCAUGCAAGUCUUUGACAGGCAGGAGCCUGAAAAGGAAGCAUGAUGGCUGGUCGUCCGUCCGAUACAGGAAUCGCACACUGGAGUAUUACAAAUCUCAGUAUAUAGACCGCAACUCGAGGAAGAAUAUCACGGGCAUGCUACAACCCGAACAGUACUUCGCUGCACAUACAAAUCUGCUGUCCAAACAAAAGGAAAUUAUCGAGCAAAGAGAGGAGGAGGAGCGGAACCGAGCUCUUGCACAGGAAAGGGAGAAAUCGGCAGCCAAAAAGCCUCCGCCCUUGUGGAUGUCCCCCGAGGAAGACGCUCGGGUUGCUGAAGAGAUCUCCAAAGGAAACGUCGUUGUGAACACGACUCUCAUAGCACAGAUCGAAUCCGAGAGCCUCAAGGGAGCAGAAGAAGCACGAAAGUUUCUCAGCAGCGUCAUAACUGCUAUCCGCAACGGCACCAUGCCAGAGUUGGUGAGCGGCCUGACGGUCACCCCCCGGGCUCUGAACAGUCUCAGUAAAUGUUUCUGGUAUUGGAUCCGCCGCACGAACUAUGUGCCGCCUCGAGGACAGUGGAAGAUAGACGACGACAUGAUCGAGCGGCUUCACGAAGAACUGGCACCAAAGAGGAGGAGGGUGGGCCGAGCGCUAAAGCAUGGGCUCCGGAUGAGCCGAUGGAAUGCAAGUCACCUGCCUCCAGGAUGGCGACGUGAGAUCCGGGAUGUCACUCUGGGGUACUACAACUACAUCUUGCCCGAUGGCAAAGUCUUUCCAACAUUCGCCAAGGCUCAUGAGUGGUACAGCGGCAUCACGCAGCAGGAGAGGGAUAUCAUUGAUGCAAAGGCCGCAAGUCAGAUCGAUGGCGCCAUGCCUGGACAGAGCGCAGAGCAGGGACAAGCGAAUGCCGGCGGAGAAGAAGCUGGGCAAGCAAUGAGCGAAGAGGAAGGGAACGGCGAGGGGGGCAAUGCGCAAGGGAAGCGAGAAGGGCCUGUAGAUUCAGAGCAAGUCGGAAUAGACGAAACGAACGCGUUGAAGGAAGAGGAUUCUGAGAACGAGCGUGUGAAUGAUGAAGGGCAGGAUGCUUCCGACCGUCCUCCGCUACCUGAGGCUGCCGCUGGGACGCAGGGGGCAGAGGAUGAGCAGGAGAAGUACAAGUUGUGGUUCUGCUCUUGUUGCUCGAAACCAGUCUGUCAGAACGUGGUGAUGGAAGACUUCAUCAGCAGGAAGCUCUGUCCUGAGUUCGAUGAGUGCCAGCAGUACGCAGCGGUAGUCCGUGAGUACUUGAUCCUCCUGAAGCAUCUUUGCCAAAUCAACAAGGGGAUGCAAAGAAUAGGAUCGAAUGCUUCAACUCUACAGCUCCUAAUCGAAGUCGUCCUCGCCGGAGCUCAUAGCAACUUCGACCACAAACCCCUCGACCACCUUGCGAUCGAAGUGCUUCUAGCGGUUGCCCCAGUGAUCAAUCUCAGAGUCUCGCCGGGAACAAGAAUUUUGUCGUUGAUAUCUGACGCUUUGACUCGAGCGUGUGAUAGUCAUCGAUUUGACACCGCCAGCAUGCUCGCGUUUCUGGUAGCCAGGCUGGCUGACAACCCGCAUAACAUGCAGGUGCUAGUUGAGAACGAAGAGCAGAUCAUGCCAAUUCUGCUGUCUCUCGUCAUGUUCCCGAGGAACGAGACGCUCAUCGCUCUCGCCCUCGAGGCCAUCCAACGGCUUCUCUCUUUCAGCUUCACCGCUCCAAUGCUGCGCAGAAUACACUCCAUCCAGGGAUGUCUGGGCGUGUUUGUCCGGCUGGUCUGCGGGAAGCCGGUGAUGAUCGCGUUGCACAGAAGCACACACAUCUCCAACGAGGAUCGGAUUCGAGCUGCAAACAUUCUCCUCAAGGUGGCGGAGGGAUCGGGCGGCAUAGCUGCCCUGCAGGAGCACGAGCAAGAGCUGGUCGAGCUGCUGACCAACAUUAACCUAUCUUUAGGGAAGUACAACAACCAGAACGAUGUCUCUCAUUUGACAGUCCUGCUGGCAUCCAUCAUGUACGCGUUGGUGCCGACUGAAGCUCCCUACCUCAAGGCGCUGGAGAAGUUGGAGUAUGACACCAGUUACGGGUGA
Messenger RNA from Guillardia theta CCMP2712, 4212 nucleotides. RefSeq lists its product as hypothetical. The transcript has 11 exons. Bases 1 to 4212 code for a protein of 1403 amino acids. The record is from RefSeq and is a predicted model, not a curated record. Gene Ontology annotation, molecular function: DNA binding. Lineage: Eukaryota; Cryptophyceae; Pyrenomonadales; Geminigeraceae.